AUCGAUAUGUUAUUGUCUUUUGAUUGAUUGUAGGCGGAUAUUUUCUUCCGUAAAUACAUUUCAAAUAUUGUAAACUUACUGCCAGUAACACUUUAAAUUUCGGUGUAUAUAUCGUAAGGUAUCACUUUAAAUUCAUACGUGGCCGAAUAUAUUGUAAUAUUUAUUUAUUGUUUUGACGUGUCUACAGUGUUUGUUGCAAAUGGAAACUAUUUCCAAUAGUUCUAAAAGAUGGCGGAGUUGGAUAACUUUUCAGUUGUUUGUAGAUGUUGUUGUCUGGUUAUGUGCUGCAUUUCCAGUGUUGUAUUUGUUCCUGUUUGGCACCCCAUAUGACAGAGGGUUCUUCUGUGAUGAUGUCACAUUGAGUUACCCGUACAAACCUGAUACUGUGUCCGCUUCUCAGCUUGUGUUGGGUGGAUUUGCAAUAUCUGUGUUUGUGGUUGUGAUUGUUGAAGUGCUGCGCUGUGUAGACUGCAAAAGCAAAACGUCAUGCCAAGUCAAAGAAGACAUAUCAUACUGCAUGAAAGGAUAUGCAGUAUUUCUCGUUGGUUUUGUUAUAGAACAGUUUGUUGUUCAAGUAUUAAAAAUGCAGAUGGGCGUUCUUAGACCAAACUUCUUUGAUGUAUGCAAACCUGACUUCAAUAGAACAUUUUGUCCAGGGUACAUAACAAAUUACACAUGUGCAGGUGAUGAAGACCAAGUGCGAGACAGUAGGCAGUCAUUUCCUUCAGGCCAUGCGUCUUUCUCCAUGUACGUGGCGAUAUUCUUUUGUAUAUACGUACAGAAUCGGCUAGAAAUAGAUUUUUCUUACACACUAAAAUUCUUCUUGCAAACUGGAUUAAUUUUUACGUCAGUUCUGUGUGGCCUAACUCGUAUUAAAGAUCAUAUGCAUCACCCUACUGAUGUUGCUGCUGGGUUUUCCUUGGGCUUUGUAAUAGCAGUAUUUGUGUACAAUAUGGUUGGAAAGAAGGUUUUGAACCGGAAAAACAGUGACACUUAUUUGAAAAACAUAUUAUUAAUGACUAAAUCACGUAACUGUUGCGGUUCAGAUAUGCAGACUCCGCAAUGUCACACACCUCUGCCAUUAUUAAAAAACGACUUCCUCAAUAUGGGCUUUGAAAAGACACCAACAACACCAUUAUUGACAGAUUCACCAUUCAAUGUUCGUCGGCCUCAGUCGAUGCCAGAGACUUCAUUGAAUAUGUCAGAAGAAGUUUGAUGAACAAUAGAACGAUAGAAAAAGAAAAUGGAAAGUUGUUUACAAAAUAUUAAAUUUUAUGAUGAUGUCACAUAUCAUACCUCUUUUAUAAACGGGUAUAUAAUUUAGUAGGACAUCACUCUGAAUUAAUGCCUAUUUUAAAGUUUAGAUACCUUAUGAAACCGGUUUCUGAUUAUCGUCAGAAUAUCAAAGACUUCCGGAACAGGUAGGAAGUUACUAUAUUUGGCAAAACCUUCCCGUACAGGAAGCAAGUUGCUAUAUUUGGCAAACCUUUCCCGAACAGGAAGGUUACACACCUUGACACUCGUGCCAAAUUCUCUGCAGGAAGACAGUUUGAAAUAUCACUUAAGAAAGAUUAUAAUCUAAACAUAUUUCGAGUAUCUUUUAUACAUGUAUGCCAUUCUUAUUUUGAUUAUGGAUUUUACACUGUGAUUGAACAUGUGUGUUUUGAAUGAGAUAUUAUGAUAAGAAUAAAAGAAACCUCUUUUAAUAAAACAUGUCACAGCUAGAAAAAUGUAUACUGUACAUGUACUUUAAUUGGAUUCCGAAAUAAAACUGCAGCAAUAAAACCUGUGAGACUAC
Molecule: messenger RNA, 1798 nt
Organism: Mercenaria mercenaria
Lineage: Eukaryota; Metazoa; Mollusca; Bivalvia; Venerida; Veneridae
Product: phospholipid phosphatase 1-like
Exons: 6
Coding region: 200-1216 (338 amino acids)
Biological process (GO): signal transduction; phospholipid metabolic process; phospholipid dephosphorylation
Molecular function (GO): phosphatidate phosphatase activity
Source: RefSeq, a predicted model, not a curated record